Molecule: messenger RNA, 3103 nt
Organism: Armigeres subalbatus
Lineage: Eukaryota; Metazoa; Arthropoda; Insecta; Diptera; Culicidae
Product: G-protein coupled receptor dmsr-1-like
Exons: 5
Coding region: 972-2249 (425 amino acids)
Biological process (GO): G protein-coupled receptor signaling pathway
Cellular component (GO): plasma membrane
Molecular function (GO): G protein-coupled peptide receptor activity
Source: RefSeq, a predicted model, not a curated record
UUGGAAUUGGACGUUUUCCCGCGGAAUUCCAUUUCCACCGAAACGAGGGAAGUGUUUUCGGCUAUACCAGCGUGGCGGUUUUGUUGUAACACGUUAAUAGUGAGGAAGGGUUGGUUGUGCGGGAUAUUUUAUUAUCGUCAGGUGCUUGAUCAGAUCAUCAGAGAUUAAAUAGAAUGCAGAACAGUUGCCUAGACAAGUUCGGUUUUAGUGGGAAACUGUAAAUCUCAUGGCCACAGAGGCACGUUAAUAUGUUUCUCCAGCUGUUGGUGAUGUUGGAAACGAUAACAUUCACCUCAUUGAAUAACUGAUGUUAAUGAUAUGAAAAUAUUAGUCUGUGCAGUGAUUUGAAAACGGCUUGAGGCCUGGUCGAAGUACCUCUAGGUUAAUGAAACGACGAGUCAAUUCAAACAUUCGUGCCAAGACCAUCGAAGCAAUUUCUUUUGAUAAGCUAUUUUUAAACGUUCCAACUGUAAGAAAAGUUUGAUUCCUGAAAUUCUUUCAUAUUUCUUCGUAAACAAAUCGGGGGUGAAAAUCGUUACGGCUGGAUAACAUUAAUUUGAAUAACAAAGCAGUACCGGCUCCGGCGGCGUCGGCUUAGAAAAGUGUGGAAAAUAUUAGUUCACAGUGCCACGUAACAGGUCGUGGAAAUUGUUCACCCUGCGGCUUUACUGCUUUCAAUCACAUUCCUGACAACUUGAGAUUUUGAUGCAACAAUGAAACGUGAUUACUACUGUUUGAUGGUUCUCAAUUCACGGGAGUAACAGAAAGGAUGGAUCCCAACACAUGACACUCGUUGGCAGAUGCGAUCUAAGUCACCCCGCUGCUUGCGAACACUGGCACUGUGAAACGGGGCAGAGUGAGUUCUAUUGAGAAAAAAGAAGGUAGCAGUGUAAGUGGCAAAAGAAACAAUAAUGUAAUUGAAUUCAACGAGAAAACUCUGGUACUGAUGGUUACGAUACAAAAGCGGCACAAUGUUGGAGGAAAAAAUGAACGUGACAGAAAUGGGUCACCUAGUGAUGAACGAUUCCGAUGCAUCCACCGGUGGCACGGCCGACAACUCGACAGUUCGUGAACUUCUUUACUGUGGCCAAGGCCUGGACGACUUCCAUACAAGCUACUCGGCCAUCCAUGGAAUCAUCUGUCUUCUGGUGUGUAUUUUCGGCAGCAUCGCUAACACCCUAAACAUCAUAGUGCUAACAAGGAGAGAAAUGCGUUCACCCACUAAUGCAAUUCUGACUGGUUUGGCAAUCGCCGAUCUGCUUGUAAUGCUCGACUAUAUGCCAUAUGCCGUCUACAUGAGCCCUUACAUGCAGUUUUCUCGAGAAGAGCGGCUCACGUACAGUUGGAGCUGGUAUGUCAUGUUUCAUUCGAUUUUCGCACAGAUUUGCCAUACGAUCUCAAUCUGGUUGACAGUGACAUUGGCAGUGUGGCGAUAUAUUGCGGUGGCAUAUCCACAGAAAAAUCGCAUCUGGUGUGGUAUGACCAACACACUGCUCGCCAUCACAAGUUCCUACAUCGUGUGUCCCAUGGUGGGCAUUCCAUUGUACCUGUCAUUCAGCAUAAAACCACAUGUUGAGCAACUGGGAAGUGACGGUAAUCCCUACAAAUUAAGUACAAAUGGGACAGCACGGAACAUAACACUCUAUCGAACAUCUACCUCCGAACUGGCAGAGAACUACCCGACAUUGCUGAAUGUAAACUUCUGGAUAUAUAGCGUUGUGAUAAAAUUGAUUCCCUGCAUAGCGUUGACGAUACUAAGCCUUAGGCUAAUUGCUGCUUUACUGGAGGCAAAGCGUCGUCGAAAGCAGCUAACGGGCAACUCGAAAGGCAUGAAACAAAUUGUGGAUGGCCGUGUCGUUGAUGUGCAGCAAAAGAAAAGCUCCAAAAACAUGGAUAAGGAAAAGCAAACAGACCGUACAACGCGAAUGCUGCUGGCGGUGCUGCUUCUGUUUCUCAUCACAGAAUUCCCGCAAGGCAUACUGGGGCUGCUAAGUGCACUUCUGGGGAAGCACUUUUUCUACAACUGCUACUUGAAACUAGGGGACCUGAUGGACGUGCUGGCCUUGAUAAACUCUGCCAUCAACUUUAUUUUGUACUGUUCGAUGAGUCGCCAAUUUAGAAACACUUUUAAUUAUCUGUUCCGUCCGAAAAUUUUCGACAAGUGGCUUCCGGUGGCCCAGAAUGAAGAAGACACGCCAGCAGGUCGCCGAAACCAAGAUGGAGCGACUACACAGAUAACUCAGGUCUAGCAAUCGAGGGGACGCCCUAAUUGCCGCCAUUGUUGCUCUGUGCUAAUGACGAGAAUAUUCAGUUGGCUUGUUUUCGGUAAUCGCCGGACCGAAACGGCUCCAACAGAGUGCGCGGUGCUUUAGUGUCGUCUCCCGAUAGCCAACCUUAGCGACGGUUUUCAACGAUAACUGGCUUCGUUAGUGCAAGUAGAUCACGAACCGAAGCUUCAAUCAUGGAAGUGAAUAUCAAUUGUAACAAUUCAUCGAGAGGAUUUUAUUAAAUUUAUCUGUAAUGAAACAAAUGUGAUUAUAAAAUGAUGUUUAAAUUAGGAUGUUUAUAAAUUAUAAUUUACACCAUUACAUGAAUAUUUAUUUCUCAUAUGUGUCAAUAUGUUUUUAAAUCUAACAAGCCUGCGCAAUGACUUUUUGAGCCCCGUCCAUUGUUGUUGGCCAAUAUGACAUAAAAUGUUAACAUUUACUAGACAUUCAAAAUAUGAGCAACUUUUGUUAAUAGAAAAAAUAGUGUAUAUAAUGAUUAACAUUUAAUUUUUGGAAGCGAAAGGGUAAUCAUGAAUUGGGUACAUUUUGUUUGAAUCAUCAUCAGGGAGGCUAAUGCAGUUUCUUUCAGACGCUUUGUCGGCUUUCAACAUUGAUCAUAAGAAAACCUUGGAACCAUGAUGAUACUUAAAUACAAAUUUAACCAGUUCAAGUAAAUUUUUUUAAAUUUACAUUUUACUUAUACAGAAAACAAUCAUGAGUGGCCAUCUCUAAAAGAGUUAAUGAAAUUAAUUUCAUCAAUGUAAUACAACCAGUACAGAAAUGGUAAGUUAUAUUCUGUAAUACAUGUUAAUUUUGAAUUUUCUAAUAAAUAAUUG